GAACACUAAGAAAUAACGUUUCCAUAGCUUAAUGGGAACAUUAGCGAAACGUCCUUAGAACAUAUUUUUGUUAGCUGGUAAGUCUAUAUAAAACAACAGAUGUCUAUGGUAUGUCCUCAUUUAGAUAGCUAAGUGUGUGUGUGUGUGUGUGUGUGUGUGGGAGAGAGAGAGAGAGAGAGAGGAGGGGGUUCGGAGAGGGUGGGUGAGUGUUGGCUUGGCUGACCGUCUGCGGUUCUGUCGCGGUGCUGAGAAAUGUUCCUUUUGGAUCGGACCGUGAGCUUUCAUACCUCCCUCUCGCUUUCAAACGAACCGUCUCUCUUCACUCUGCCCUCUUGAGUUUUACAGUCAAGAAACGCAACAAAAUGCAUCAAAAGCACUAAACUUCUGGAAGAACCGUAAAGCGUUCUGACUGGUCCCGGUUUACACGAGGUGGGGGAUUUGGGUUUGAACCAGGGGCAGAUUUUUACCCUCUUAAAGUGUUGGGUUAGUUUGGGACCCGGCCUGAGCUUGUUUCCCUGGAGUUGUUAUAGCGGAAGCGCGAUGCGUCCCAUUGGGACCGCUUGUGCGUGCGUGCGCGCGCGCUCCUUUGUUGCACACGGUGACAUUGGCGAGUGUUUUCGCUGUAGUCGGGCGACAUCACACAGAGGCUGAUUAAUCUCGUUUGGAUCCAAUAAGUGUAUGUGUGUGUGUGUGUGUGAGAGAGAGAGAGAGAGAGAGAGAGAGAGAGAGAGAGAGAGAGAGAGAGAGAGAGAGAGAGAGAGAGAGGGGAAAGCAAAAGGAGAGGGAGCGAGAGAGAGAGAGAGAGAGAGAGAGAGAGAGAGAGAGAAGGGGGGCUGGGGGAGGGAGGGUGGAUUGAUCUGAAAUCUUGUUCUGUUUUUUUUUUUUCUUCUUCUUCUUCUUGGAGUGAUUUCUGCGCUCUGCCGUGGAGCUUCAGAAGACAAACGAGCGGAGACGAAACAAGCCGCGUUUACGCACCGCGCGCGCAAAAACGCGUUGUUAGUUUUUGCAUCCAACGUUUUACGUGAAUUUGUGAAUGAAAGCGGCUGAGGAAGAGGAGGCGGCGCAGGUUAAGUGGACGCUGCAUCCAGUGCACGGGUCGCCUUCUUUAAUGCGCAAAAAAAGACGCGUUUUACCUCACCGACCGAAGCCCUUUCGUCGGGCAGACUUUUGCGCUGUUCUGGGGGGAGCUGCAAACUUUCUUCAUUUUAAAAAAUAAAUAAAAAGCUCAGAUUGCAUUCUUUCCCCCUUCAAACAUUUUGGAGGUGAUGUCAUCGGCCCGUGUUUUGGCUGCUGUUGAGCUGGAGCUCCAGAAUUGAGUCCGGGAAAUCAGGUGCAGGGAGCUGCUGUCGCGGGUGGCUGCGAGCGUGUGCCUCUCACCCCUCCGCCUUUCCUUCUGCUUUCACUUUCUCCCCAUCAUCAUUUCCCCGUCUCCCCGGCGCAGCAGCCAUGACCGAGCACGCUCCACGAUACCCGGGGUCCAGCUCGCCGCCGCCGCGUCUUCAUCGCUCCAUCCCCGUCCAGGUGCUUUGCCUCCCGCGGCGCGUCAUUUCGCCCGUGGCGGCUCAGCAUUGACACAGACUCUUACGCGCGCGCAUGCACUCCACGGAAUUAAUCAGUUUUAACCCUUAUCUGUGGAAGGACAUUUUCAGCAGGAAAAGUUACGGUCGGACUUGCUUGGAAAGUUUUUAUGAGCGGAAACGGCGUAUAGGUGUGGGUCGCGUUUGAACUUCGCUUCACCUGUUCGUCAGACUCCCGAGGAUUCAGCUGCGCCCCGCCUUGCCCCGCCCCGCCCCCUGCCCGUUACCGACCGCGGACCGCAGCCAUCCGUAUCGGCGGUGGUGCGCUCACACCCCGCUGACCCCGAGCCGCCCGUUGACGGUGAAAAGAUGCAGUCCACCGGCGCCAGCGGAAACGUCCGCCGACCCUGCCUUCAAACGGAUUAAACAAACCGGACAGACGUGAAGCCGUGACCCGGAGAGCCGUUUCUCAAGCGCGCACGGAGCCACACGGACGCGGAGGAAGCGAUGUGGGCCUUUCUCUCCACGGUGGCUGUCUUGUAUAUCCAGAUUAUGCUGGUCAUGUGUAAUCCUCUACAGGUGUUUGGAGUGGAUGGGGUGAAUUUCAGCGUGCACGUGGAGAAUCAGACUCGUGCACGAGACGCCAUGAGCCGGCGACAUCAUCGCGUGUACCAGCUUUACAGCCGCACUAGUGGGAAACACGUCCAGGUGCUCGGACGCAAAAUCAGCGCCCGCGGAGAGGACGGAGACAAAUAUGCCCAGCUCGUAGUGGAGGCAGACACCUUCGGCAGCCAGGUGCGAAUCCGAGGGAAGGAAACCAAUUAUUACCUGUGUAUGAACCGCAGGGGGAAGCUCGUAGGCAAGGCCAGCAAUCGUAGCGCAGACUGUGUCUUCAUAGAGAAGGUUCUGGAAAACAACUACACAGCGCUAAUGUCAGCACGCUACACAGGGUGGUACGUGGGCUUCACCAAAAGAGGGCGCCCUCGGCGUGGUCCGCACACUCUUCCCAACCAGCAGGAUGUCCACUUCAUGAAGCGUUUCCCGCCCGGAGAGCAGCCGGACUUAACGCCGUUCCGCUUCACCACCGUCAGCAAGAGGAGCAAGAGAGUGCGUGCCGCGCGACCACGUUAAUGCGGACGCCAAUAUCCCACUGCUAACGUUUACAUGAGGACUAGGAAUAAACAAAAAGACAGUCCUACUCCACAGUCCAGUGAAAAUGACACUGCUAAUGCAAAGCGGGACCGUCUUGUCUUGUUUGACCAGAUAAUGCGAUGGCAUCACUUUAUAUUCCACUGGGUUGGACCUCUACAACCCUAAUAAUAAAUACUAGCUAAUUUACACCAGAGCUGUGGUUCAUGACAGCUUACUUCAGACACGGAGAUGACUAACCAAAGCAAACACAAGCAAACGGCCGGCCCAGCACUCGGGCGGAGGAAGCAUUAAGCUGCACAUCCAAUGAAGACACGCAACAAAACACAACCACAUUGGCCUGUAGACGCUGAUCGUGUUGCAAUUUUCCUAAGACAAGACUUGGACGUGAUCCCACCUAAGGGAGAGGAGCAGAUAUACCCGAAGAAUGAAUGAAAGGAAGAAAGACACGGACAUCCAAGAGAGAAACAAAUGAGAAAGGCUACUGUUAUAUGGGAGUGCUCCUUGGAUAAGACCUGACUUAAAGGACAUGGUCAGUCAAAAAUGAAAAUUUAGGCAUCAUUUACUCACCUCAUGUCACUCUAAACAACAGUUCAUAGUGAAUACGUUCAUCAAAAUGACAAAAAAAACAACAUAAAAGUGGUCCAUAUGACACAUGCAUCAUAUUCCAGGUUAUCAAAAAGCAUGCAGCAAAGGUUAUUAUUAAUUACAUUUUUUUUUUCUUAUUAUUAUAACUGAACAAAUUCACAGCUCUUGUCCAUACAACAACAACUCAUUAGACAAUUAUAACUUAAAGAUGCGAUGAAACGGAAGUGUAGCAUCAGACCUUUUCUUCCGUAUUGUGAUGUAACAUUCAAAAGUGUGAUUUUUAGACCUGGAAAAGUCAAGGAAAUUAACAAAAUAUUAAAAAGUCUUGAAAAUUUCCAUAAUGAAAACACAUUUUUAUAGUUAUAUCAAGCGCUAGAAUAUUUCAUCAGGUAGAAAUUGCUAUUUGUAAGUAAAAAUUUUUUUUAUCAUUUUAAAUAUACACUAUUAAAAACAACCCAAGUUGGGUUGAAAAUGGACAAACCCAGCAACUGAGUUGUUUUAACCCAGCGGUUGGGUUAAAUGUUUGUCCAACGUGUUGGGCAGUUUUAUUUAACUCAACUAUUGUUUAAAAAUGACUAUAUGGCUGGCUUAAAAUGAACCCAAAAUAGGCUGGAAAUUAAAAAUCAGACACAUAAUUACUACAGGCAACAAUAAUAAUCAAAAGGUGAACAUUUAUUAAUAAGCAAUUUAAUAAAUGUUUAUUGUUUAAUUAUUAUUCAUUAAACUUAUUAAUAAAUGCUAUUUUCUAACAUCGUUUGGGUUCAUUUUAAGUGAGCAACACAUUAAUUUUUAAGUAAAAGCCCAGCACAUUGAGCAAACAUUUAACCCAACCGCUGGGUUUGCCCAUUUUCAGCCCAACUUGGGUUGUUUUUAACCCAGCAUUUUUUUAGAGUGUAGUAUCACUCCUAGUUUAAAGGUUGAAACAAGCAGCAUCAAAUAUUUUCUUCUAUAUUGUGAUGUCCAUCUCAAUGUAAAAAAUGAUCAGAAAAGAAUAAAUUUAGGGCGGGACUUGAUUGUAAGCAUCAAUUGGAUUGGAUGUUGAGAUGUAGGCGUGGCUCUCAAAAGUGAGCUUGCAGGGGCGGAGUUUAAGCGCACUAAUAAUUGGAGAAUCCUGCAUACGUCACCAGGGAGAAGUCUGUCGUUUCACCGGAAGAUCUAGUUAUGACAUUUGAUUAAACAUUAUGAGGUCAAAAAUUUAAACAUGCACGGGUGAAAUGUUAAUUUCAUGGCUCUGUCCCUUGAAUAAAUCAUCGUAUGACUUCAGAAGAACAGAGUUAUCAUGUUUUAUUUAUUUUUGGAGCAUGAGAGAUGUGGUCACUAUGAACUGUAAAUGUGAGGUGAGUAAAUAAUGACAGAAUAUUCAUUUUUGGCUGAACUAUUCAUUUAAAGCUAAUGAACGAAUGAAUGUAAUGCUGUAUAAGUGUGUGUGAUGGCGUAUUUCAGGUUGCAUUAAAGACCAUGAGGGAUAUAAUCAUACGUGACUUAUAACAAAAAGAUGGCCAUUGCUGGAUGGACAGAAUUUCCAGAACUGGAAUGUAAAAGACGAUAAUGAGAAAACUCUCUCAAAGCUGCACCAAAUACAAACUAAACGACCAAAGACAAAUGGUGACCAAUGACAGUGACAACCUGAACAGCGAGGACAGCGGGAUGGACGCGGUGGGUUGCCACAAAAUGACACGAGGAGCAACGUUCCUGUUUGGAUUCCAUGUGGAAUGCUGCUACUGGGAAAUAUAACGGAGAACCAAAGUCUUAUACCAGCUUAUUAAAGGAAAAACAUUACAAAACCUUUUCUAAAUAUAAAUAUAUAAAUAUAUAUAAAUAUAUAUAAAGAUUAAUGCUGACUAAGUGAUAUUACUUUGACUGCUACUAUCAUUGUUGUUACUAUAAAAGAAUUUCACUUAUUUAUUUUAUCUCUGUGUACGGCAAAAACCUUUCCAAAGCCAGUAAACUCUACAGAAACGUGUCCGUGUUUCAAAAACA
Molecule: messenger RNA, 5234 nt
Organism: Ctenopharyngodon idella (grass carp)
Lineage: Eukaryota; Metazoa; Chordata; Actinopteri; Cypriniformes; Xenocyprididae
Gene: fgf18a
Product: fibroblast growth factor 18a
Exons: 5
Coding region: 2025-2648 (207 amino acids)
Biological process (GO): positive regulation of gene expression; fibroblast growth factor receptor signaling pathway; positive regulation of cell population proliferation
Cellular component (GO): cytoplasm
Molecular function (GO): growth factor activity; type 1 fibroblast growth factor receptor binding; type 2 fibroblast growth factor receptor binding
Source: RefSeq, a predicted model, not a curated record